CUCGAAUCCAAGACCAGUAAACGGGACAGCUAUAGCCGCCGAGUUUCCCCUUGUUCAGCCUGCCUUGCUGGCAGCGGCAACCGAAACUAUUGAUUUUCACGUCUUUUGUCUAACAUUGGCCAAUCGGUGCCGUAUUCUUGCUCGUCAUGUUCUCCACCAAGUCCGUCCAGUCGCUGAGGAAGCUUUUCGCCGGAUAUCACGAGCCCCUACCUAUAUCCAAGCAGCAGUCGCAGAAGCUCCUCGAUGGCAUCAAAGCAUCCUUUCGUAGCCAAUUAGACCGCGAAUAUGGACGCUCUUCCUCUGAUCACGCCCCUACGCCAGCCAAAUCUGGAGACACCAACCCUCAGGCUCGCCGGUCCGCUGCGUCUUUGCAUUUGAAAUCCGUGCUAUCCAAUCCUCUAUUCAGCUAUAACAACAAAGAAAAUGCUUCUCCCCUGCCAAAGGGGCUGUGGGUGCCGGAUCGUGAUCCGAUGGACGUAUUUGACCACGCCGUGUCCAGGGGUAUGAUGACGCUCAAGGCUGCUACAGGCUGUCUGGUGGCCAAAGAGCAGCAGUUGUCAAGUGCCAUGGACGCGAAUAUUCCAGCUGCAUCUUCAGAUACUGCCCUGCGAGUCGUUCGAUGGCUUCGAUCAUCUGGGGCAGAGAGCAACUUCCUCUUUCUGGACAAUGCAGCCUUUGUUCGGGCGCUUGUGCCUUUCCUCAUCGCUGAAAAUAUGGAGGCAGUGGCUUGGGAAUGGAUCACGCGGACUAUGAAUGAGUCCAAAGACAUCAGCGAAGAGCAGCGUAUCGCUCGUGCGUCUUCUUUGCUGUCUCAAAUCGUCCGCAUCAAGAGCCAAGCCCAGUAUGGUAACCUCGAUGCUGCUAUACAGACGAUCCUCGAAGCAGAGCAGCUCUUCCAGCACAACCCUUUGCUACCGAAAUUGCUGAUUCAGCCGUGGAGAUCAGUGUCAUGGCUAUCUACUGUAGAAUCAUACAGCAGAGAAAUGCCAACAGAAAAGCUGUUUGAAGCUCAUUUGGCUACGGCUGAUCGCCUAUCACGGCCAUUCCCUGUAGAAAUGGCACAUUUGCACCUAUACCACCCAACGCAUCCGGAUCACCUCCCUGCCGUGGAAUUCUUCAACGAUAAGAAGAGGCUGCGCAAGCUGGUGCAGGCCUUGGGUCCCGAUAAGCUGAAUCUUACAAAGUUUACGGGCAUGGGCACCAUUCCAUGGAUUGCCUUCUUGGGUCACGACACGGUCAAUCACUUGAAGCAAUCCGGGAGAAGUGAAGAAGCACGAGGCAUCACGCAGUUGUUACGAUCAGAGUUGUCUGACAUUUUUUCUGAAACUUUGACACCAGCAUGAAAGCAAAGCAACCAUGUUGCGAGAGGAUGUUGUAUUUUGCAUAUAACUUUUGUAUUAUAUCUAUCAUGUCAAGGGAAAGGCGCAUUCACGGGACGGAUUACGGAGAAUAUCAUAGCAUUUAGAUACCCAAGCUCAAUAAAAAAAAGGCUGA
This is a messenger RNA of Trichoderma asperellum CBS 433.97, 1494 nucleotides long. RefSeq lists its product as uncharacterized. The record is from RefSeq and is a predicted model, not a curated record. NCBI's taxonomy places the organism in Eukaryota, Fungi, Ascomycota, Sordariomycetes, Hypocreales, Hypocreaceae.